UGGCGCUAGUAGUUUAAACUGCAUGAAUGCAUUCAAUUAGCUGGAAGAAGAUAGUCUAUUGCAGUCGUAGCGCAGAUAACGUUAUUUAUUUAACGUAACGCAGCUAAUUAUUUACUUUAUAAUUAAGCAACAAUGUCUUCAGUUGAGUCUCUGAGAGAGUUUGUCAGCGAGCGACUAACUGCAGCUGCUGAGGAAAUAUUUGGAGUUUUUAGAAAAACUGUCCUCGAGUACGAAGAAGAGAUCGACCGUCAGCGCAGACUGCUGGAUAUCGCUUGGAAACCCGAAAUAAAGUUACACAGGACAGAGCUCCCACAGCAACAUGUCUGUAAGGAAGAUGAGGUUCUUGCUGACCAGCAGCUCUGUGUUCAGGAGAGGAACUCCAGUCUGGACCAGGAGGACCCAGAGCCUCCACAGAUUAAAGAGGAACAGGAGGAACCCUGCAGCAGUCAGGAGGGAGAGCAGCAUGUACUGAAGCAGGAGACUGAUGUCUUUAUGUGGAUUCCUGCUUAUGAGGAAAGUGACCACAGUGAACCAGAACCAAACAGAGACCACCAGCUCCUCUCUCACAGCUCUCAUGUAGCUGAGAGUCAAGAUCAGGCAAGAGGCAAGCAUGAAGACUCAGGAUCAACUAGAGAUGCAGAGCCACAGACGAGACAUCAUGAAAACAGAAGUCAUAGUAACAAUGUACACAACUCUACCAGGUCAGAAAUUCACCAUAAUCCUCACACAGGUGAAAAGUCUGUCCAAUGUGAGACAUGUGGAAAAGCUUUUAGGUAUAAGUCAGGAUUGAAGAGACACCUGAGAACCCACACGGUCGAGAAGCCACAUUCUUGCAAAACAUGUUUAAAAGGUUUUAGAAGUGGCACUGCCUUGAAUGUCCACAUGAGAAAGCACACAGGCAGUCACAUGACAAUCCACACAGGUGAAAGACCAUAUUCAUGCAAAACAUGUGGGAAAGCUUUCAGUGCUAGCAGUGACUUGAAAGUCCACAUAAGAACCCACACAGGUGAGAAGCCUUACCUUUGCAAAACCUGUGGGGGAAGAUUUGGUGAAAUGUCAAAAUUGAAAAGGCAUUUGACAAUCCACACAGGUGAGAAGCCAUUUUCUUGCAAAACAUGUGGCAAAGAUUUCAGAGUUAACAGCACCCUGAUAAUCCACAUGAGAAGAGCCCACACUGAUGAGAAGCCGUACCUUUGCAACACCUGUGGGAAAAGGUUCACUGACAACUCAGCAUUGAAAGGCCACAUUAGAACUCACACAGGUGAGAGGCCAUAUUCAUGCAAAACAUGUGGGAAAGCUUUCAGUGCUAGCAGUGUCUUGAAAGUCCACAUGAGAACCCACACAGGUGAGAAGCCGUACCAAUGCAAGACUUGUGCGAAAAGAUUCUGUCGAACAUUCGCAUUGAAAAGGCAUAUGACAAUCCACACAGGUGAGAGGCCAUAUUUAUGCAAAAUAUGUGGGAAAGAUUUCAGUGCUAGCAGUGACUUGAAAGUCCACAUAAGAACCCACACAGGUGAGAAGCCUUACCUUUGCCAGAUCUGCGGGAAAAGAUUUGGUAAAGCGUCUCAUUUGACAAGGCAUAAAAGAUUGCAUGCUGGCAUGUAACCAUGUUUUUGCAAAAUAUUUUGGACGAUUCAGGUCUAGUGGUUUGGGGGGAAAUCCUGAAAAAACACCAGGGCCCUAUUGUUCAAAAGUGAACUGAUAGGAUUUCGACUAUCGGAUUGAAUCAAAUCCUGAAAAGGGAUUGUUCAAAUGAACAGGAUUCUGAAAUUAGAUCAGAUCACCUAAUCCAAUCUUGGUUUUGAUCUGGAUCAAACCUUCAGGCUCAAAAUUUUUUUGAAGGACUGAGAUACAUUUGAUCCAAAAUAUCUGCAUUAUCCUAUGAUUAUGAUUUUCAGAACAUAAACAUUUGUCAAAUAAUACACAAUUUUGUAUGUAGUAGCCUAUAUAUAAACAUUUAUAUUUUGCUCUUGAUUUGUUUAAACUUUACAGUGAUAAAGUAGAUAAAGUAGACAUUACCUAUUAAGCCUUUCA
Micropterus salmoides (largemouth bass) is the source of this 2034-nucleotide messenger RNA. Its product is annotated as zinc finger protein 121-like. Gene Ontology annotation, molecular function: RNA polymerase II transcription regulatory region sequence-specific DNA binding; DNA-binding transcription factor activity, RNA polymerase II-specific. NCBI's taxonomy places the organism in Eukaryota, Metazoa, Chordata, Actinopteri, Centrarchiformes, Centrarchidae. The record is from RefSeq and is a predicted model, not a curated record. Gene Ontology annotation, biological process: regulation of transcription by RNA polymerase II. The coding region runs from base 133 to 1605 and encodes 490 amino acids. Gene Ontology annotation, cellular component: nucleus. The transcript has 2 exons.